ACUGCCAGAAGUCCCUUUUCGUCGACACAACAAACUGCUAGGGAAACAGUCAUUGGUAUGGCAGGUUGGAUAAAUCUAAGGUGACGGCUGUGUGUAGAUUUUUUUUGGUUAACUCACAGGACAUGCCAGAGUUUCUGUCGGGAUCCCCUGUGAUAAAAUGGCGUUGUCAUUGCUAGCAGCUGUGCUUUUGGCCUUUGUCUUCCUCACAGCACAAGUGAGCCUCUCAACAGACAGCAAUAAAUGCAUCGCCAGGAACUUUGGCCAUGACUCAGUGGUGUGUGAGUGUAAUUCAACCUACUGUGACAGUGUUGGGCCAGUCAUCCUGCCUCCACGGGGACAGUACUCCUCCUACCUGAGCAGCAUGGCAGGCAGCAGACUGGAGCCAGGGCAGGGUCAGGUCCAGGUGAACAGCACCGGGGCAGGCCUCAGGUUGACCAUCGUUCCCUUCGAGAAGUACCAGAAGAUCAGGGGAUUUGGUGGAGCUAUGACAGACGCUGCAGCAAUUAACAUCCUGUCCCUCUCUGCUGGCACACAGGACCAGCUGCUUCGACAGUAUUUCUCUAGUGAAGGUAUCGGCUACAGUGUGGUUCGAGUCCCCAUGGCCAGCUGUGACUUCUCUGCCCGUCUGUACACCUACGCUGACACACCUGGAGACUACAACCUGGACAACUUCACUCUGGCCCCUGAGGACAUCAACAUGAAGAUCCCUCUCCUGCAGCGUGCUAAGGCCUUGUCCCCUCGCCCUCUGUCUCUGCUGGCUAGUGCCUGGAGCGCCCCCGCCUGGAUGAAAACAAAUGGUGCACUCACAGGAAAGGGCUCUCUGAAGGGGCAGCCUGGCGGCAAGGAGUACAAAACAUGGGCUCACUACUAUAUCAGGUUUCUUGAGGAAUAUGCUAAAUAUAACUUGACCUUCUGGGCUUUGACCACAGGGAAUGAGCCCUCUGCAGGAGAGAUGACAAACUACAGUUUCCAGGCUCUGGGCUUCACGCCUGAGGAGCAGCGGGACUGGGUGGCUCUGGACCUGGGCCCUGCCCUGCAUGCUUCAUCCUACCCACACACACACGUCCUCAUACUGGAUGACAACCGCCUGCUGCUGCCUCACUGGGCCAAAGUGGUCUUAAAUGAUGUUCAUGCGGGAAGGUACAUUCAUGGUGUGGCAGUCCACUGGUACAUGGACAGUCUCGUCCCUGCCGAGAUUAGCCUGGGAGUCACCCAUCAUCUGUAUCCAGAGUAUUACUUGUUCGGCUCGGAGGCCUGUGUUGGGUGGAGCCCUCUAGACAGAGGGGUGAAGCUGGGGAGGUGGAACAGUGCUGAGCAGUAUGCACAUGACAUUAUACAGGACUUAAAUCAUUAUGUGGUGGGCUGGACAGACUGGAACCUGGCGUUGGACCAGACUGGUGGGCCAAACUGGGUUAAAAACUUUGUGGACAGCUCCGUUAUAGUGGAUGCAAAGCGUGACAUCUUCUACAAGCAGCCAAGUUUCUAUAGCAUGGCCCAUUUCAGUAUGUUCCUGUGGGAGGGGUCUCAGAGAGUGGGGGUGUCUGCCAAUCAGGAAACAGACCUAGAAUACACUGCCUUCAUCAGACCGGAUGGCUCAGUAGUGCUCAUCAUACUCAACAGGUCAUCAUCAGUGAUCCAGUUUGAGGUCUGGGAUCCUGUAGUUGGCUACAUGAGCUCCACUGCUCAGGCUCAUUCAUUGCUCACGCUUGCUUGGAACACACACUGAUCAUAAAUACAUUUCAACAUGCCACUGAGCAAGCUUUUAAUGUUGGAACUCAUCACCAAAGCAGUCAUUACUUAAAGUACUUUUUCAGUAUCAAGCCACUGAGACACACAUUCGCGAAAUUAACUGCUGCAAUUAUAUAUUUUUUUCUUAUCUACCGUUCAGUUUUCACUUUAAUUAACCUUAGCUCAUCCGAUAUGCAUUGAAAAUCCUAAAAUUCCUUUUAUUAUGCACCAUUUGUUACCUGUGAUGGUACUUGAAUGUAAUGAAUGUAUCAACUCACCAGAAUGACCAGUCCUUAAGUGUAACUGGUGCCUUGAUUUCCAGCUAAUAAGAAGAAGUGUCAUCAACGAUGCAGAAAUCGUAUAAAUAAUGUACAGUGUUUAAGUCCUUCUUUUGUUGCUAUUUAAUCUUUUAAUUAAAAAAAAAGCACAUAUUGUUCUAAAAUACUCCAUGUCACAUCUAAUGUUAUUACUAUUUUUGGGUGCAGAGAGGAUAUAAAAAAGAUGUGUAUUAACAGGGCUGUGAGCAAUGAGAGUUCAACCAUGAGUUUUUUUUGUCAAUUUAUUAAUACCUCAUAGACAUUUUUUUUAAUAUAUAUAAUAUACAGUUUUGAUAACCAGGUAUUUCACAUUUGUGUCCUCAUUCUCAAUGUUUUUUUUUUCCUUUGCAAACCAUAGGUAGUUGGACUAAAAUUAUUUACAUAAAAAAAGUGAUAAAAAUGUGAAACAAAAGACAGGUCAUAAACAGAGGAAUAACAUGACAGAGGGAUGCCAUCUGUUUAUAAUAUAUACACCAGGAGAACUAUGUUGAAAUCUAAAGCAUCAGAUAAUGACCUGAGCUCUGUAGACUUUUAAUUUUAAUUCCCUUGCUGGUACAUUUGUUUUUGUUUUGUUUUUUUAAAAUUAUUAUUCAGAUGUAGAAGGGUCCAAAAAGAUGUGAGGAAACCCUUGCUUUCAUUUGAUGUCAAAGCUUCCAUUUAUUGCCAUUAAACAGCACCGACUCAA
Messenger RNA from Toxotes jaculatrix (banded archerfish), 2730 nucleotides. It is a transcript of the gene gba1, whose product is annotated as glucosidase, beta, acid. The transcript is spliced from 12 exons. The record is from RefSeq and is a predicted model, not a curated record. Gene Ontology annotation, molecular function: glucosylceramidase activity. NCBI's taxonomy places the organism in Eukaryota, Metazoa, Chordata, Actinopteri, Toxotidae. Bases 158 to 1726 code for a protein of 522 amino acids. Gene Ontology annotation, biological process: glucosylceramide catabolic process.